Messenger RNA from Durusdinium trenchii, 929 nucleotides. NCBI's taxonomy places the organism in Eukaryota, Dinophyceae, Suessiales, Symbiodiniaceae. The record is from the annotation of a GenBank genome assembly.
GAACGGCCGCACGGCUUUCCUGCCCAAGCCGUUUGGAACUCAAAACGCGAAGCGGUUGGGUCAGAAGCCAUGCCGGUGAGAAUACUGGAUCAGAAGUCCGUGAAGGACUAUUUCCCGGAGGAAAAGAAGUUCGCAGAGGUCCUGAAGGAAACUCCAGAGAUGGACUUGUACUAUUUGUGCGGCAUUGGGAAGAGUCAUUCACGACUGGAGAAGUGCUUGAAGACCAAAGUAGAUGUCAACAAGCCCAAUGAGAUGGGUGCAACAGCUUUGAUGUUUGCAGCAAAAGCCUGGUCGCCCUCCUUUGUCGAGCGGCUACUGGAAGCCAAAGCCAAUGUUAAUGCAGAGGAUAGAUAUGGUGCAACGGUGCUAGACUUGGUCAAUGAUGACGUCAAAUUCUACGAGGCGCAAAAGAGGAAAGAGCAAGAAGAUUGCAGAAGGCGCCGAUUAGCAAUGGAGGUGUCCGGUCAGAUCCUCUAUGACAGGCCGAAUGUGGAGGAGCUGGAGCCCUUUUGUGAUAUGGACAAGCUUUACAAAGUGAAGAGUGUCUUGGAGGCUGCAGGGUCAAGGCCUGGAGAGAAUCGCUUCAGGCCAGGAUACGAUUGAGGACGCUCCCAAGCGGCGUUCUUCCGGCCCGGCAGAGAGCGGACCAAAGCGAUGGCUCCAAGAGCAUCUCCUGUACAGCUCGUCAUCGGGCAUUUGUGCAUAAAGCUACUGCUUUCCGAAGAAGCUGUGCCAAGGUUUUCACUUGCAAGCAGCUUCUUGAAAGUGUACUGCCAGAGAUGCUGCUGGCUCUUCCGAACUGGCUAGUCUUCGAAGUUGGAGGGAAACAUGUCGCUUCCAGUGCUGUGUGCUGAGCUGCAGUUUCCUCAACAAUGCUACUGUAGUAAAAAAGAGGGGUAGAGAUCAAGUCAAUCAAUCGUGCCCUUUCC